Camellia sinensis is the source of this 1044-nucleotide messenger RNA. RefSeq lists its product as uncharacterized. Gene Ontology annotation, molecular function: carbohydrate binding. NCBI's taxonomy places the organism in Eukaryota, Viridiplantae, Streptophyta, Magnoliopsida, Ericales, Theaceae. The record is from RefSeq and is a predicted model, not a curated record.
UUCUUCUUCGAACAACACAAAGAAAGAAGUAACAAAGAAGAUAACAACAAAGACGAAAGCAGUGAUUUACACGAAUCUAUGAGGUUUCUUGCCACUUUCCCAAACGUUCGUGUAUAAAUCCAUCAUCAUUGUUAAUAAAUUCUUCAAGUUAGUUCAUAUAUUUUUGAGGCCAUAGUUGAAUUUUCUUCUGAGCCAAACAAUGGAUCAUGGAAGUGGUUACUCAAAUCCUCAUUGGAGGGCUGUUGAUUCACCUUUGAUCAAAAAAGACCCGUUUAACGUCCCUGCCAGAGGAUUAAACAUCGUGUGGGGGAACGACUCACGUUACUGGCAAUGGAACAAAAUCAAGGAAGAGGAAAGGAAAAUCCAAGCUGAGGAAGUCGCAGUGCUGUUACAAGUAAACUGGCUUGAGGUCACCGGGAAAAUUGAUUUGAAUAAUUCCUUUGUGGCAAAUCAAGCCUACACAAUAUACUAUGUCAUUAAGUUCCGAGCCGAUGCAUUUGGCUGGCAUUCAGCUCCGAUCAAGUUCAAGGUUCGAGUUAAUGGAGAAGAAACGGGGCAUGAAACCCGUGUAUUGGAGUCCUACAGGGUGAAACAUGAUGAGUGGCAUGAGGUCCCAGGGGGAGAUUUCGUAGUGCCAACCAAGGCAGAAGGAAAUGUUGAAUUUGGAAUGUUUGAGACUGAUAGUGACUGGUGGAAGGGUAGUAUGGUCAUUGCAGGUAUUAAUAUUAAGGCCAAAGCAUGAUGAGAAAGGGGGGCUUUUGUUAUUGUUAAUGUUAAAGAGUGUGUUAUGAAGUUCAUAAUAACUAAGUUUGCUUCUUCAUGGGAUUUUGUUGUUCUUUUAGUUGUGUGAAAUCGUGUUCGCUUAAAAAAAUUUAACAAAAAAAAAAAUGUUAAUAAAUAUUUUCUCGUAGGACAAAUAAAAUUGUUUAUUUUGGUUCUUGUAUGUAUUUUAUAUGUGGUAUGAAGCCACUAUGGAGGCCCCUUUUUGUUCAACACUCUAUUGAUAUUUCUUUUGAUGAAUAAAUGUUACGCUGUUUCUCUCUC